CACUGAAAGAGGGAGGCAGCUGUUUCCUAUACCUCUACAACCCACAGCGCAGCACAGGCAAUGGAUAUAUAAACCCAAAAGACCCCCCCACAUCUGUCUCUCUCUCUUUCUCUCUUCAUUUUUUUCCUCGCCAUGGAUAUCUCCUCCAAUGCAUCCGUUUCCGGCGGACCACCGGCGGGUCCCCUGUUGGGCGAGUUCGUGCCCGGAGAAACCACGGAAGGAGAAGAGGAUGUGAGCCUAGAAUGGCUCUCCAUCUAUGUGGAGGACUGCCUCUCAGGCACCACAAGCUACACCUCCCAACCCCUCCCACCUCCCACCACCAUAAGCCAUGACACUCCACCCCCAAAGCCCCCCACCAAAACCUCCUCCUUCCGGGACCUUGCCAUCCCGGCCAAGGCCAGAAGCAAGAGACGGAGAGUCACCACCCCAAAAGAGCUCACCUCUCAAGACCCACUUCUCUUCCACCAGACCUGCUGGCUUGCAGACAGCGAGCUCAUCCUCCCUAAAAAGGAGCAAGAGGACAAGGCACCAGCGGUGGAGUUAUUGGUGGGUGGAGGAGGUGAGGCAGGGGAAAAGAUGGGAAAAGAGCAGCAGCAGAUCCGGAGGUGCACCCACUGCCUCUCCCACAAGACGCCCCAGUGGAGGGCAGGGCCCUUGGGGCCCAAGACCCUCUGCAAUGCGUGUGGGGUGAGGUUCAAGUCCGGGAGGUUGCUUCCUGAGUACAGGCCGGCAAAGAGCCCCACUUUUGUGAGCUACAAGCACUCCAACUCACACAAGAAGGUCAUGGAGAUGAGAAUGAUGGCCAUACUCUCCUCCCAAUCCAAUUGAGUUUGUACGUUUAAGCUUGUGGUGCAAAGGAAAAAAACAAAAAGAGCAAAGGUAGAAGGUUACUGCCAACUUGUAUUGUAGUGUUCUGCUCCUUUGAAAACUUUCGGUUUUAUUAAGAUUAUAUUGGUAGUUUCUAUGUAGCUUUCACCGCUAGUCCUUCUUUUCUUUGCGCAUUCUUUUCUUAAUUUUGAAUUUUGGGUUGUAUAUUGCUGUCAUGGGAAUUGGUGUUGGAGAAAUUGGAAUGUAAGUGCUUUUUAGCUUUCUUGACUGAACAAGGACAAAAUCACUGACUUUCCUCUGGAUUGUCUAUUAUUUCAUCAAA
Molecule: messenger RNA, 1150 nt
Organism: Phoenix dactylifera (date palm)
Lineage: Eukaryota; Viridiplantae; Streptophyta; Magnoliopsida; Arecales; Arecaceae
Product: GATA transcription factor 9-like
Biological process (GO): regulation of DNA-templated transcription; cell differentiation
Cellular component (GO): nucleus
Molecular function (GO): zinc ion binding; sequence-specific DNA binding
Source: RefSeq, a predicted model, not a curated record